AGUUUAGGAAAUACGCAUACUUUUUUCAAAACCCUAGUUCUUUCUAAUCCUCUAAUUCUCAUAUAUCAACCCUACUACUUUCAGAUCCCCCAAUCCUCAUUUCCGAUCAGAAAAUCCUCGCGGCCAUGGCUAACGCGAGAGAAUCCGAUCCGAAUUUGGGCUAUCUAACGAAGAAGGAAACGGAGGUGAAGCUGCCUCGACCUACCCGCGUCAAGAACAAGACGCCGGCUUCGAUACAAAUCACUGCCGAGCAAAUCCUCCGCGAAGCUCGAGAGCGUCAGGAGGCAGAAAUCCGGCCGCCAAAGCAGAAAAUAACCGACUCCACCGAGCUCGGAGAUUACCGGCUCCGGAAACGCAAGGAAUUCGAAGAUUUAAUUCGAAGAGUGCGGUGGAACAAGAGUGUGUGGGUGAAGUAUGCGAAAUGGGAAGAGUCGCAGAAGGAUUUCGCCCGAGCUCGGUCAGUGUGGGAGCGCGCGCUGGAGGUGGAUUAUAGGGACCAUACAUUGUGGUUGAAGUAUGCUGAUUUUGAGAUGAAGAAUAAGUUUGUCAAUCACGCUCGGAAUGUAUGGGAUCAUGCGACGCAGUUGUUGCCGAGGGUGGAUCAGCUGUGGUACAAGUAUAUUCACAUGGAGGAGAUUUUGGGGAAUGUGGCUGCCGCGAGGCAGAUUUUUGAGAGGUGGAUGAAGUGGAUGCCUGAUCAGCAAGGAUGGCUUUCGUAUAUUAAGUUUGAACUCAGGUAUAAUGAGGUUGAAAGGGCCAGAGAGAUUUUUGAGCGUUUUGUGGACUGUCACCCCAAGGUCAGUGCGUGGAUUAGGUUUUCUAAGUUUGAGAUGAAGAAUGGGGAGAUAGCGCGUGCGAGGAAUUGUUACGAGAGGGCCGUGAAUAAGUUGGGGGAUGAUGAGGAGGCAGAGGAGUUGUUUGUAGCAUUUGCAGAGUUUGAAGAGAAAUGUAAGGAGACAGAAAGAGCUAGAUGCAUAUAUAAGUUUGCACUAGAUCAUAUUCCAAAGGGACGGGCAGAAGAGCUGUAUAAGAAGUUUGUUGCAUUUGAGAAGCAAUAUGGUGACAGGGAAGGAAUUGAGGAUGCUAUUGUUGGAAAGAGGAGGUUUCAGUAUGAGGAUGAGGUCAGGAAGAACCCACUUAAUUAUGAUGUGUGGUUUGAUUAUAUUCGAUUGGAAGAGAGUUGUGGGGACAGGCAAAGGAUUGAGGAUGUGUAUGAGAGGGCUAUAGCAAAUUUACCUCCUGCUCAGGAGAAACGCUACUGGCAGCGAUACAUAUACAUGUGGAUUAAUUAUGUUUUGUAUGAGGAGCUUGAUGCCCAGGAUGUUGACCGAACAAGAGACAUAUAUAACUUGUGCCUGAAGAUGAUUCCUCAUGAGAAGUUUUCUUUUGCAAAGAUUUGGCUGAUGGCCGCACAAUUUGAAAUACGGCAAUUAAAUAUUGAUCGGGCUCGGAAAAUAUUGGGGUCAGCAAUUGGUAUGGCUCCCAAAGAUAAGAUCUUUAAGAAGUAUAUUGAGAUAGAGCUGCAACUUGGUAACAUAGAACGGUGCAGGAAACUUUAUGAAAAGUACUUGGAGUGGUCUCCCGAGAACUGUUAUGCAUGGAGCAAGUAUGCCGAGUUGGAGAGAUCCUUGUCAGAAACUGAACGCGCCAGAGCUCUUUUUGAGCUUGCAAUUGACCAACCUGCUCUAGAUAUGCCAGAGUUAUUAUGGAAGGCAUACAUCGACUUUGAGAUUUCUGAAUCCGAGUAUGAAAGAACUAGAGCUCUUUAUGAGAGGCUUUUGAACCGAACUAAACAUUUGAAGGUGUGGAUCAGUUAUGCCAAGUUUGAGGCUUCUGCUAUGGAAGAGGUCCUUCUAGACUCAGAAUUGUCUGAGAGUGAAUAUAAGAAAAAAUGCCUUGAGCGUGCCAGAGCUGUGUUUGAAAGGGCCCUUAGCUAUUUUAGAACUUCUGCCCCUGAAUUGAAAGAGGAAAGGGCAAUGCUUUUGGAUGAGUGGUUGAACACGGAGAAAGGUUUUGGUGAGCUUGGUAAUGUGGAUUUGGUUACUGCUAAGCUUCCAAAGAAGCUAAAAAAGAGAAGGCACAUAGAAACUGAGGAUGGUCCAGCUGGGUAUGAGGAGUAUAUUGACUACCUAUUCCCAGAAGAAACACAGACGACGAAUCUUAAAAUUUUGGAAGCAGCAUACAAGUGGAAGAAGCAGAAGAUUGUUUCUGACGAUGAUUAGUUGGAUUCAUUACUAGGAUUCAAUCCUGCAAUAUCCAUGAUGUUCUCGAUCUCCUUCACCACCUCACUCAUGUUCGGCCUAUUAACGCCCGAUUCCUGGACACACCUCAGCGCCACAUCAACGAACCUCUCCACGCUCCCGGGCGCCACGUUGGACGCCACUAUUGGGUCCAGGACGGGCUCGAGGUUGUACAAAUUCUUGCUCUUGUCGAGCGCCUCCUUGACCUCCCUCACCACGUAUUUUCCCUUCAUGAUAGGGGUUCUCGAUGUCAGAAGCUCCAGCAUCACCACUCCAAAGCUGUACACGUCGCUCUUCUCAGUCAACUGCUGCGUCAUGUAGUAUUCGGGGUCCAAGUAGCCCUGGAGAAAGAAAAAGCAAAUGCUUACAACUUUCAUAGGUAAAACCAAACUAGAUCAGAUUUGAAAUGUAGUAGUGUAUAAUAUAUUCACCAUUGUGCCUUUAACUUGAGUGGUGAGAUGACUCUUGUCCUGUUCAGACAUUGGCUUAGACUUAGAGAGACCAAAAUCUGCUACUUUGGCGUUCAAACGUUCAUCCAAUAAGAUAUUGUUUGAUUUAA
Messenger RNA from Salvia miltiorrhiza (redroot sage), 2799 nucleotides. RefSeq lists its product as uncharacterized. NCBI's taxonomy places the organism in Eukaryota, Viridiplantae, Streptophyta, Magnoliopsida, Lamiales, Lamiaceae. The record is from RefSeq and is a predicted model, not a curated record. Gene Ontology annotation, biological process: spliceosomal complex assembly; mRNA splicing, via spliceosome. Gene Ontology annotation, molecular function: protein binding. The coding region runs from base 126 to 2222 and encodes 698 amino acids. The transcript is spliced from 8 exons. Gene Ontology annotation, cellular component: U2-type catalytic step 2 spliceosome; Prp19 complex; precatalytic spliceosome.